Messenger RNA from Melitaea cinxia (Glanville fritillary), 1179 nucleotides. RefSeq names its product testis-specific serine/threonine-protein kinase 2 (gene Tssk). NCBI's taxonomy places the organism in Eukaryota, Metazoa, Arthropoda, Insecta, Lepidoptera, Nymphalidae. The transcript has a single exon. Bases 1 to 1026 code for a protein of 341 amino acids. Gene Ontology annotation, biological process: protein phosphorylation; cellular response to glucose starvation; intracellular signal transduction. Gene Ontology annotation, molecular function: protein serine/threonine kinase activity; ATP binding. The record is from RefSeq and is a predicted model, not a curated record.
AUGGCUGAGCGCCUCAGCCCUCGAAGCUCCGAGGUAAAUGCCUUGGAACAGCGAGGUUAUAUCAUUGGAAAAAAAAUUGGACAAGGAUCCUAUGCCACAGUCCAUUUAGCUGAGUAUUGUGAUGCAUCCAGUCCCAAGCGAAUGCACCUAGCAUGUAAAAUAUUUGACAAAGAAAAAGCUCCUCGUGAUUUUUUAGAAAAGUUUUUUCCUCGUGAAUUAGACAUCCUUACAAAAAUAGAAAAUCCUCAUAUUAUACAAGUACAUAGUAUUCUCCAAAGAGGACCAAGAGUAUUUAUAUUCAUGCGUUAUGCUGAUAAUGGUGAUUUAUUAGAUUUUAUAAAAAGAAACGGUGUAGUACCAGAAAAUCAGGCAAAGUUAUGGUUUCGACAAAUGGCAAGUGGCUUACAAUAUUUACAUAGCAAAAAUAUUGCUCACCGCGACCUCAAAUGUGAGAAUAUAUUACUUUCUAGACGUUACAAUGUGAAAUUAGCAGAUUUUGGAUUUGCGAGAUUUUGUACCGAUUCUGAAAAUAGACGUGUACUGAGCCAAACUUAUUGUGGAUCUGCUGCCUAUGCUGCACCCGAAGUCGUAAGUGGAACGCCAUACAACCCGAAGCUUGCCGAUGUUUGGUCUCUUGGAAUCAUACUGUUUAUCAUGUUAAAUGCAUCUAUGCCCUUCGAUGAUUCGAAUUUGCGUAAACUUUUAAAAGAUCAAAUGUCCCGAAACUGGGUGUUUAGAUCUAGGAUACGAGAUACAGUUUCAGCUGCAUCAAAGUCUAUUGUGCGACAUAUUUUGGAGCCCGAUAUUACUUUACGCUUAACAUUGGACCGCGUUUUAUCCCACGAGUGGACAAGACCUCGCAAGGAUAAGAGUGCGAGUAUGAUAGGACGUCUGGUUCAGUCGGCCCCUACUGGACCGGGAAAACAUGACGAAGCCGGAACGUCGGCUGGAAUCCGUGUGUCUGGCGAUCACCGUGAAACUGAGCGAGAGAGACACGACGAUAUUCAUAUGCGUUCUCACAAUUAACAAAAUAGCUUCAUUAUUGCUCAGCUCGGAUAGUUUAGAAAAAUUUCGACCGUUAAAAAUCGUAAAUUUCUUUUAAUAUUUUGAGUUUUUUAUAUAUACUUGAUGACAAAACUUUUGUUUGUUAUCAAUAGAUAUAGUAAAAAUGUAUGAAAA